AUGUCCAGCUCCUUGGUUUCCAUCAUAGAAGGUGAGUCUCUUGUUGCUAGGCGUGCUCUCAAUACGCAAAUUAAGAUAGACGAUAUGGAGCAACAGAGAGAGAACAUAUUUCAUACUAGAUGUUAUGUAAACAACAAGGAGUUUGAGGAUGUAUUUCUGGAGGAGAUUUCGAGUGGGUUACCACCCAUUAGAGGCAUUGAGCAUCAAAUUGUUUUUAUACCUGGAGCCGUUAUUCCAAAUCGACCAGCCUAUAGGAGUAAUCCGGAGGAGACCAAGGAGCUUCAAAGGCAAGUUGAAGAUUUGUUAAGUAAGGGGUACGUGAGGGAGAGCAUGAGCCCAUAUGCAGUAUCAGUGCUACUAGUGCCAAAGAAGGAUGGGACUUGGAGGAUGUGUGUUGAUUGCAAAGCGGUCAACAAUAUUACGGUAAAGUACCAUCAUGCCAUUCCUAGAUUAGAUGAUAUGCUUGAUAAAUUUGCAAAAGGUAUUGAGGUGGAUGAAGAGAAAGUCAAGGCUAUCAAGGAGUGGCCAAUGCCUAAAGGCAUCACUAAGGAUAGGCAGCCCAUAGCCUUCUUCAGUGAGAAGCUAAGUGGGGCAGCCCUGAAUUACCCCACUUAUGACAAAGAACUUAAUGCUUUUGUUCGCGCUCUAGAGAUGUGGCAGCACUACCUUUGGCCUAAGGAAUUUGUGAUCCACACCGAUCAUGAAUCAUUAAAGCAUCUCAUGAGUCAAGGUAAGGAGAACAUUGAUGCUGAUUCUUUAUCACAGAGGUAUAUACUUCUUACUUCUCUGAGUGCUAAAAUACUUGGGUUUGAAUAUGUGAAAGACGUGUAUGCCAAUGACGCUGAUUUUUCUAAUGUGUAUAUAGCGUGUGAUAAAACGGCAUUUGAUUUGAUGCCUUUACCUAUUGAUGAAAGGAGUAGUUUGGAUGGACACAGGAAGGCCGAAUUGGUGAAGUUAAUUCAUGAGAGGUUACGGCUUCAAAUUGCACAGAAGAAUGAAAAGUGA
Messenger RNA from Alnus glutinosa, 1005 nucleotides. RefSeq lists its product as uncharacterized. The transcript has 7 exons. The record is from RefSeq and is a predicted model, not a curated record. Bases 1 to 1005 code for a protein of 334 amino acids. NCBI's taxonomy places the organism in Eukaryota, Viridiplantae, Streptophyta, Magnoliopsida, Fagales, Betulaceae.